AAAAUCAAAACUUUUCGUUGCCGGGUUUUGAAGGGUUUAUCAUCUUCUGUACAGAGAGCCCUUGUAAGUUUCUCAUUUGGAUGAUAGCGAACUGUGCGAAAAUUGGAGUAUUUCUGUACUGCUUUUUUUUUUUUUUGUGAUAACUGGGUAAAUUUGUGGUUGUUUUUGGUUGCAACUGGGUGAUUACAGGAGCAGCAUGGUUGGAUUAGAGAUGUUAACUGGUGGUUUUAUCAACGUGGCUGGGCAUGCCAUUCCAACCAAACACCUGCUCUGGCUAUUUUCCAUCUUCACGGGCUUCCUCAUGUGUAAAAUUGUUUAUGACUUAACAGGUGUGGUAAGCUCUUUGACUUUUGGUGGAUAUGCUAAACUCAAGAAGAAAGAAAAGCUUGAAUGGAACAAUAGGGGGUUCUCCACUUUCCACGCACUUUUUGUUGCCACUGCCUCUCUGUAUCUCUUGACUGUAUCUGAUCUUUUUGAUGGAGGUCCUGAGAAUGAAAUUAUUAUCAACAGAACGUCUACCUUUGCUGAUACUGUGCUGGGGAUCUCCAUUGGCUACUUUCUGUCAGACUUGGCAAUGAUCAUCUUUUAUUUCCCAGCACUUGGUGGUUUUGAGUAUAUUUUGCACCAUGGACUCUCUAUGUUUUCAAUCAUCCAAUCCCUACUCAGUGGUCAAGCACAGAUUUACAUCUUCAUGGUCCUAUUCACUGAAAGCACCACCCCCUUUGUCAAUUUAAGAUGGUAUCUGGAUAUUGCUGGAAUGAAGAACUCUAAACUCUACGUCGGGAAUGGGGUGGCCUUAUUUUUUGGCUGGCUGGUGGCAAGGAUUCUUUUGUUUAUCUAUUUUUUCUACCAUAUGUUCACCCAUUUUGAUCAGCUUGCUCACGGUUCCUCCCGUGCUGUCUCUGAUGAAUGUAUUUUGGUUCUGGAAAAUCGCAAGAGGUAUGAUAAAAACGGUGACGAAGGCAAGAAAAAGCAAGUAAUGAAUACGGUUGGCAGUUUUUCUGACACACUGGGUGAAUAUCCCUGCUUAACUGGACUACUGUAG
Molecule: messenger RNA, 1045 nt
Organism: Oldenlandia corymbosa var. corymbosa
Lineage: Eukaryota; Viridiplantae; Streptophyta; Magnoliopsida; Gentianales; Rubiaceae
Source: the annotation of a GenBank genome assembly